AUGGGAAGUAGGUGCCUGUUGCUACUCUCUGGUCUCAGCGUCCUCCUGGCUCCGUCAGGAUUGGAAGCAAAGGAGGCUGGAGUUUCCUGUCCUCCGUGCCCAGAAAAUGCUAACUGCCUCAAUGGCACCUGUGUUUGCAAAGAUGGAUUUCAGUCUGUGUCUCAGAGGUUGUUCUUGAAGUCCGUUCAGAAAUGUGAAGAUAUUGAUGAGUGUGCAAGAGGGCUGGCAAAGUGCAAGCAGAAAGCAUAUUGCAGAAAUGGAAUUGGAAAUUACUACUGCAGCUGUGUCCCACAUUAUCCUCUCUUCAACUGGGUGGCUAGUAUAUUUACAGUUAAUCAUGCAGAAUGUUAUGAGGAUGCCAAUAAUGAGACACAAGUACCAAGGGACAUUUUGAAAACUCUGAGGAACAAUGGAAGCAAAAACUACAUUGCAAAACAGGUGACCAAACUACUUCAACAUGUAGAAUUGACCAUAUGGAAUGAGAGUUUUGUUUCUCCAGGAAAACAUGAAGAGUCUGUGCUUGACAUAGUUUAUGAAACCAAGAAGUGCAAUGAGACAAGUGAGAAGACUGUUCUAGAAGCUGGAAACAACACGAUGGAUAUCGACUGCCCAAAUGCUUUCAAAGGAACCACAAGAGAUAGGAGUGCAGUGGCGCUUAUCACUUAUCUAUCUCUUGGGAGUGUUAUAAAUGGAUCCUUUUUCAGUGAUAGAAGAGGGAUAAAAGAAGUCAACCUGAACUCUCAAGUGAUAAGUGGCUCCAUUGGUGUGAAGGAAAAAGUUGAUCUAUCUAAACCUGUGUUCCUGACCUUCCAACAUACUCAGCCAGGUGGUGGGAGGAGAAAAUAUUUCUGUGUCUACUGGAAAGGAUCAAAGGAUGGGGGCGGCUGGUCGACGGAGGGCUGCUCUCAUUUGCGCAGCAACGAUUCUCACACCCAAUGCAAGUGCUCCCACCUUUCCAGCUUUGCUGUCCUCGUGGCUCUUGCUCCCAAGGAGGAUCCUGUGCUGACCAUGAUCACCUAUGUGGGGCUGAGCCUCUCUCUGCUCUGCCUCCUCCUGGCAGCCCUCACCUUCCUCCUGUGUCGAUCCAUCCAGAACACCAGCACUACCCUCCACCUGCAGCUCUCCAUCUGCCUCUUCCUGGCCCACCUCCUCUUCCUUGUGGGGAUUGAUCAAACGGAACCUGAGGUGCUGUGCAAGGUCGUCGCCGGCGCACUGCAUUACCUCUACUUGGCCGCCUUCACCUGGAUGUUCCUCGAAGGGCUGCACCUCUUCCUCACUGUCAGGAACCUCAGGGUGGCCAACUACACCACUACAGGCAGAUUCAAGAAGAGGUUCAUGUACCCUGUAGGCUACGGGGUCCCAGCUCUGAUUGUGGCUGUAUCGGCAACAGUAGGACACAAGAAUUAUGGAACGUAUACUCACUGCUGGCUCAAACUUGAUAAAGGGUUCAUCUGGAGCUUCAUGGGGCCAGUAGCACUCAUUAUCUUGAUAAACUUGGUGUUCUACUUCCAAGUUCUGUGGAUUUUGAGAAGCAAACUUUCCUCCCUUAAUAAAGAAGUUUCCACCAUUCAGAACACCAGAGUCAUGACAUUUAAAGCCAUCUCUCAGCUGUUUAUCCUGGGAUGUUCUUGGGGUCUUGGUUUUUUCUUGGUUGAAGAAGUUGGGAAGACCAUUGGAUCGAUCAUUGCCUACAUGUUCACCAUCAUCAAUGUCCUGCAGGGGACUUUGCUUUUUGUGGUACACUGUCUUCUUAAUCACCAGGUGCAGAUGGAAUUCAAGAAAUGGUUUAGUGGGGUGCGGAAAGGGGUUGAAACUGAAAGCUCUGAGGUAUUUCGCUCUGCUACUCAGACCAAAAUGGAGAAACUGGAGAAGUCAUCGGAAUUCUUUUGCAAAACAGACUCUGCGUCUAUCCAGCCACCGCCUGGGCCUCACCUUGUUAGUGUUUCUUGGUUCAAAACAGACAACUGAGCUGCGUGUGGACUGCGCCC
Budorcas taxicolor (takin) is the source of this 1988-nucleotide messenger RNA. RefSeq names its product adhesion G protein-coupled receptor E4-like. Gene Ontology annotation, molecular function: calcium ion binding; G protein-coupled receptor activity. The transcript has 16 exons. Lineage: Eukaryota; Metazoa; Chordata; Mammalia; Artiodactyla; Bovidae. The coding region runs from base 1 to 1968 and encodes 655 amino acids. Gene Ontology annotation, biological process: cell surface receptor signaling pathway; adenylate cyclase-activating G protein-coupled receptor signaling pathway. The record is from RefSeq and is a predicted model, not a curated record. Gene Ontology annotation, cellular component: membrane.